AUUAAUAGUGAGCGCUUCAGUGAACUUAGGUCCUGAUUUUGGAGUUUGGAAUCUGACCUUUUCCUAAAGAUAAACAUUAUUGUUGCAGGUUCUGAGGAGGGUCACUUCCUCACCGGCUGCCUUGGGGAGAGCCCUCCUUUCAGUGAGUCGCGGCUAGGAGCUGUAUGAAGUUGGGGUGGCUAGUUAAUAUGAUUCUUCUUGCUGUGCUUUUUCUCUGCUUCAUUUCCUCAUACUCAGCUUCUGUUAAAGGUCACACAACCGGUCUCUCAUUAAAUAAUGACCGGCUGUACAAGCUCACAUACUCCACUGAAGUUUUGCUGAAUCGAGGUAAAGGAAAACUGCAGGACAAUGUGGGCUACCGACUUUCAUCCAACGUGGACGUCAUCUUACUGUGGAGGAAUCCAGAUGGUGACGAUGACCAACUGAUCCAAAUCACGAUAAACAAUGUAAAGGUGGAAAGUGUGAAUCAACAGAGAAAAGAAAAGAGCAUCUUCAAAGAAAAAAAUCCACCUAAAAUCAUAGGAAAGGAAAACUUGGAAGCUCUACAGAGACCUAUGCUCCUCCAUCUAGUCCAUGGAAAGAUCAAAGAGUUCUACUCAUAUCAAAAUGAACCAGUGGCCAUAGAAAAUCUCAAGAGAGGCUUGGCUAGCCUCUUUCAGACACAGUUAAGCUCUGGAACCACCAAUGAGGUAGAUGUCUCUGGGGAUUGUAAAGUGACCUACCAGGCUCAUCAAGACAAAGUGAUCAAAAGGAAGGCCUUGGAUUCAUGCAAAAUAGCAAGGUCUGGAUUCACAAUCCCAAAUCAGGUCUUGGGUGUUAGUUCAAAAGCCUCAUCUGUCACUACCUAUAAGAUAGAAGACAGCUUUGUUAUAGCUGUGCUUGCAGAAGAAACACACAGUUUUGGGCUGAAUUUCCUACAAAGCAUUGCGGGGAAAAUAGUAUCAAAGCAGAAAUUAGAGCUGAGGACAACCGAAGCGGGCCCAAGGCUGAGACCUGGAAAGCAGGCUGCUGCGGUGAUUAAAGCAGUUGACGCAAAGUUCACGGCCAUUCCCAUUGUUGGGCAGGUCUUCCAGAGCGAGUGCAAAAGAUGCCCUUCUCUCUUGGAGCACUGGCAGUCCAUCAGGAAACAUCUGCAGCCUGACAACCUCUCCAAGGCUGAGGCUGUCAGACACUUCCUGGCCUUCAUUCAGCACCUCAGGACUGCAAAGAAAGAAGAGAUCCUUCAAAUCCUGAAGACUGAAAACAAGGAAAUUCUACCUCAGCUGGUGGAUGCUGUCACCUCUGCUCAGACCCCAGACUCACUAGAAGCCAUUUUGGACUUUUUGGAUUUCAAAAGUGACAGUAGCAUUAUCCUCCAAGAGAGGUUUCUCUAUGCCUGUGGAUUUGCCUCUCAUCCCAAUGAAGAACUCCUGAGAGCCCUCAUUAGUAAGUUCAAAGGUUCUUUUGGAAGCAAGGACAUCAGAGAAACUGUUAUGAUCGUCAUCGGAGCCCUGGUCAGGAAGCUAUGUCAGAAUGAAGACUGCAAACUCAAAGCAGUAGUUGAAGCUAAGAAGUUAAUCCUGGGAGGACUGGAAAAAGCAGAGAAGAAAGAGGACAUUAUGAUGUAUCUGCUGGCUCUGAAGAAUGCCCUGCUCCCAGAAGGCAUCCCACUUCUUCUGAAGUAUGCAGAAGCGGGAGAAGGGCCCAUCAGCCACCUUGCCAUUACUGCUCUCCAAAGAUACGAUGUCCCUUUCAUAACUGAUGAGGUAAAGAAGACCUUGAACAGGAUAUACCACCAGAAUCAAAAAAUUCAUGAGAAGACUGUGCGUACUACUGCAGCUGCUGUCAUUUUAAACAACAAUCCAUCCUACAUGGAAGUAAAAAACAUACUGCUUUCUAUCGGGGAGCUUCCCAAAGAAAUGAAUAAAUAUAUGCUCGCCAUGGUUGAAGACAUCUUACGUUUUGAAAUGCCUGGAAGCAAAAUGAUCCGUCGUGUUUCGAAGGAAAUGGUGGCUCAAAAUUAUGACCGUUUCUCCACCAGUGGAUCCUCUUCUGCCUAUACUGGCUACAUAGAACGUAAACCCCACUCCGCAUCUACAUACAGCCUAGACAUCCUAUACUCCGGCUCUGGCAUUCUAAGGAGGAGUAACCUGAACAUCUUUCAGUACAUUGGGAAAGGGGACCUUCACGGAAGCCAGGUUGUCAUUGAAGCCCAAGGACUGGAGGCCUUAAUUGCAGCCACUCCCGAUGAAGGGGAGGAGAACCUUGACUCCUAUGCUGGCAUGUCAGCUAUCCUUUUUGAUGUCCAACUCAGACCUGUCACUUUUUUCAAUGGAUACAGUGAUUUGAUGUCCAAAGUGCUGUCUGCCUCUGGCGACCCUGUCAGUGUGGUGAAAGGACUUGUUCUGCUAAUAGAUCAUUCUCAGGAGCUGCAGUUGCAAUCUGGACUAAAGGCCAAUAUAGAGGUCCAGGGUGGCCUAGCUAUUGAUAUUUCAGGCGCAAUGGAGUUUAGUCUGUGGUAUCGUGAGUCUAAAACCCGAGUGAAAAAUCGGGUGACCGCGGUAAUAACUGGUGGUGUCACGGUGGACUCCUCCUUUGUGAAAGCCGGCCUGGAAACCAGCACAGAGACAGAGGCAGGCCUGGAGUUCAUCUCCACAGUGCAGUUUUCUCAGUACCCAUUCCUGGUCUGCAUGCAGAUGGACAGGGAGGAGGCUCCGUUCAGGCAAUUUGAGACAAAAUAUGAAAGGCUGUCCACAGGCAGAGGUUACAUCUCUAGGAAAAGAAAGGAGCAACUACUAGCUGGCUGUGAAUUACCGCUCCAUCAAGAGAACUCUGAGAUGUGCAAAGUGGUGUUCGCCCCUCAGCCAGAUAGUACUUCCAGUGGAUGGUUUUGAACCUGACCAGGGAUGUUUCAUUGGAUUUUGUCUCCCCAGAAGGGAUGCGAUCUGACACGCCUAAGUGCUUACUCUCUGAGAGCACAGUGUUUACAUAUUUACCUGUAUUUAAGAAUUUUGUAGAAGGUUAUGAAAAACUUCAAUUGAUCAAUUGUGGGGCUAUUCAGCAUACACCCACAGUGUUGAAUCAUCAGGUGACACUUUCAACAACUUUCUUGGCUUUCUUGCUCUUCUCUCAAAUCCCAUUUGGUACAGUGAGGAUAGGUUCUGCUCAAAGAGGAAACGAGUGUCUGUUAAUAACAAAAACAAACCACACACUCUCAGAAGAGCCCAAUUUUGUUUCAACAAUUUUCUGCAUAUGUGAAGCCCUUGACAGAACCUUAAGCAUGGCAAGAAAACCAAACAUGUUGGCUAAUCAUAAAAAAAGGCCAUUGUUUAUUUCUUUUUUUCUUUUUUGAAGUUGGGGGUGGGGUGGGGAGAGGGUACAAGACUUCUGUCAGCCAGUUCCAAAAAUUAAUAUUUAUGUCUUCUGUUAAAGUUUAUGAAGCAUUAAGGUUGAAGGCACACAGAAUUCAAACACACCAUCUCCUAUUUCUACUGACCAUGUAAGUGAGGUUGCUUGGAAGCUGUUCAGACCUCUACUUCUAGCCAAACAAAAGUAUUAAACUUGGCACAUAGGAAUCAGAAAAAUUAAUUUCAUGAGCUUCAUUUGAUUUUUCUUAUGUGAUGUCUGUUUGAGACAAUAAUGUGCUGCAUUGUCCUUUAUGAGGGACAUCCUCUUAUAUUCAUCAUUUUGCCCCGCCUCAUUUAUUAUGUGGAGGAAGAUCCAGUCUAUUUGACUGCAAUCUGCAUAAGAGUUAGAUUAUGUUAGUAAUCUAACAUAAUUAGUUAGACUGCCUAAGAGGACACUGCUUUAAGAAACCAAUGCAUUGAAAUUUCUAAAAUAUGCAAUCAAGAAUAGAAUAUCUUGGAAAUGUGUAUGAAUUAUAAGAGCCAUGUUACAUUUGCAACUAUUUAUUAAUAAAAGCAGAUGUGUUUAUUGUGAUAAACCCAAAAUAAAUGACAGGUCCCAUUUGUGCAUUAGACGCACACACACACACAAAGUUUAGCUAGCCCACUAUUGGUUAUAAAUUGAAAUGAAGUGUGAUGAAAUAAAUAUGUGGAAAUCUUA
Messenger RNA from Nycticebus coucang (slow loris), 4044 nucleotides. RefSeq names its product microsomal triglyceride transfer protein (gene MTTP). The coding region runs from base 165 to 2873 and encodes 902 amino acids. Gene Ontology annotation, biological process: cholesterol homeostasis; lipid transport; lipoprotein metabolic process. The record is from RefSeq and is a predicted model, not a curated record. Gene Ontology annotation, molecular function: lipid binding. NCBI's taxonomy places the organism in Eukaryota, Metazoa, Chordata, Mammalia, Primates, Lorisidae. The transcript has 18 exons. Gene Ontology annotation, cellular component: Golgi apparatus; endoplasmic reticulum; basolateral plasma membrane.